Aethina tumida (small hive beetle) is the source of this 821-nucleotide messenger RNA. Its product is annotated as phosphatidylethanolamine-binding protein homolog F40A3.3. The coding region runs from base 115 to 723 and encodes 202 amino acids. The transcript has 5 exons. The record is from RefSeq and is a predicted model, not a curated record. NCBI's taxonomy places the organism in Eukaryota, Metazoa, Arthropoda, Insecta, Coleoptera, Nitidulidae.
CAGUUCUCUGUCUUAUUUGAACUUUAAACUGUUGUACGUAUAUCAGCUGGUCACCGGCAUUUUAUCUCAACAUUCUAUUUAGUGUUAACCAGUUGGAAGCGUGUGUGUAACAUAAUGGCACUAAAGUUACUGUCCAGAAACACGUUCAACCAAUUUACUCGCUGUUUUUCUGCAGUUGCGAAAAAUAUGGAGAAACACGGCGUUGUCCCCGAUGUCAUUGAUGCAGCUCCAAGUGCUGUUGCUGAGGUAACCUACCCGAGCGGUGCCAAAGUUGACCUCGGUAAUGAAUUGACUCCUACUGCGGUUAAAGAUAUUCCAACUAUUAAAUGGAACGCUGAGAGCGACGCCUUGUACACAGUCUGCAUGACAGAUCCGGACGCCCCGAGCCGCAAGGAACCAACUUAUAGAGAAUGGCACCACUGGCUGGUUGGAAACAUUCCUGGUGGAGAUGUAAGCAAGGGAGAAACCCUCUCCGCUUACAUCGGCUCCGGACCACCGCAAGGCACUGGACUCCAUCGCUACGUCUUCCUGGUUUACAAGCAAAGCGGCAAGAUCAACUUCGAUGAAAAGAGAUUGCCCAACAACUCUGGCGAUGGAAGAGGCUGCUUCUCCAUCAGGAAGUUCGCCGCCAAGUACAAUUUGGGACAACCUAUCGCUGGCAACUUGUAUCAAGCUGAGUGGGACGACUACGUUCCAAUUUUGUACAAACAAUUGGGGGAAUAAGCGUCUGAACUGAUAUUUUUAUUAAGUUUUUCUAUUAUACUUGUUAGAAUGUCCUUAUGUAGUGUUGAAAGCUACUAAAUAUACAUUUUCUAAGCAUA